Mesorhabditis spiculigera is the source of this 1605-nucleotide messenger RNA. The record is from the annotation of a GenBank genome assembly. NCBI's taxonomy places the organism in Eukaryota, Metazoa, Nematoda, Chromadorea, Rhabditida, Rhabditidae.
AUGAGCUACCGCCUGCUCGAAGCGAGCGAGUCCAACCCGGGCUAUGGGCACCAGUCCGACGGGCGCCUCCGCCGCUACAUUUAUUACGCCGGAACUCCCGUGUGCGGCCCCAACGGCACGAACCCCUUCUCCUUCAACACGCUGUCGCCGUUGAUGAACCAGCAGAAUGUCGCGUCCCUGGGCGCCACCUCCUUCAUGCCGUCGCCCUCCGGCCUCUCCAGCGUCAAGGACGAAGCGGAGGAUAACUACUCCUACUGCCAGCCCAAUCUCUCGCCAUCUAUGCUCACCCCAGUGGCUCCCGGCGACACGAACAUUACUCUCUGGCAAUUUCUGUUAGAACUUCUUCGGGGCAACGAACGCCGGGACCUCAUCCAAUGGACUGGGGUUGUCGAUGGCGAAUUCAAGUUGUUGGAUGCUGAAGCCGUCGCCAGGCUCUGGGGCCAGCGCAAGUCCAAACCGAACAUGAACUACGACAAGCUCUCCCGCGCCCUCCGCUACUACUACGACAAGAACAUAAUCAAGAAGGUGACCGGGCAAAAGUUCGUCUAUCGUUUCGUGCCCGGGGGCAGCGACCUGCCGCCGCCGGCUCCUAUUCCCGCCUAUGUGAGGAAUAUGAGCCCAGCCCCGAAGCCGGAAAAGAAGAAGCCGGUCAUCCAGCAGCACUUGGCUCCUACGAAGCCGAGAGCGUUCCAGACGAAGGGGGAGGAGAUGACCUUCUUCAGUCAGCCGCCGUUCAGCUUGCCGCUGCCGAUGGUGCCCGAGCCAGCGCUUCCGCAGCUCUCGCUCAAGCCAUCUGGCCUUAUGACGGUUUCAACGCCUUCUCCUGCCGAGAGCCACUGCAGCCCGAACAGCGUCGGCAGCUCGUCGGGCGUGUCUUCGGGCGGCGAAAGCAGCCAGACGAUGUGCCCCUCGGGCGCCGCGUCUCGUCCGGCCUCCAGCCAUCGCCAACCAUUGCACAUCGGCUCGCACACGCCCACCGACGAGGAGAACCAGCCGCCGCAUCUCGAUUCUGCACGUCGCACCCCGUCGGCUUUCGGUGUUCCCGAUCCAUCCACUUCUAUCGAGCAAUCGCCUGUUUCCCGUAAGCGCAAGCUCGCCGAACCGGCACCGAUCAGCCGCUCCGACUCGACGCAGAGCCGCAAGCCGCGCCCGGAUCCGUUGAACCUGACCGGCCUGGCCGAGCCCGAGCCAUCGCCCACCUCCAGCCUCAACGACGCCCUCAACGCAUCGAACAACCCAUUUGCGCCGUCGAGCUCGUCGAUGAACCUGCUGCAGUCGCCCUUCCAGCUGUCGCCUUACAUCAUGCAGGGAAUGCUCUAUCAGGCUGCUCUGUCGGCUUGUCUGCCGCCGUCGCCGUUGGCCAGCUUCUUGGCGAACUCUCCGUACCUGGCCAGCCCGAUCGGCCGUGCGCCGCAGGUCUUCCAGUUCCCUCCGUCGUCCGGAUCGGCGACGUCCCUUUCGACGGCAGUUUCCACGGCCCUGCUCUCCCCGGCGAUGUUCGGUCUUGGCACCAACCCGUCGUCCCGCAUUGUGGAGGAGCUGCGCACCCCAACGGCCCUCCGGACCCCGGUGAUCCCGCCAAACACAUUCAAGAUUGAGAACGCC